AUGUCUAUUCAGAGCGCACGUAUAGAAAAGUUAAAUGCAAAGCGCAAAAAAGAAAAAAGUUCCAAGCAUCGAAAUACGAAAAUAAAUAAAAUAUUUAAAGGUAUGGCGUCAGAUAUGUUUAAGCAAUUCUUUCUUCUUCUCCGGACGUACUUUGAUAUCUUUAUAGACUUUUUAUUCUCAUUGUACUGGGAUAAAUACAGACAGCCUAUACCAGAUCUGAAGAAGGAGCAUAAUAUUUUGUCAAAUAGCGCUGUAAGCCUUGCUUCGAAAAUUCGUAACAAAGAGUUAAAAUCUGAGGACCUAGUUCGAGCUUGCAUUGAAAGGAUUAAACUUGUGAAUCCAAUACUAAAUGCAGUGACAGACGAGAGAUAUGAAGAGGCGUUAAAAGAGGCCCGCCAUGUGGACAAGACUAUCGAAGAGGGUACUGCCGAGUUUGAAAAGAAACCUUUUCUUGGAGUUCCAUUCACUGCGAAAGAGAGUCAUGCAGUGUCGGGGAUGCUGCACACUUUGGGCAUAUCGUUGCGAAAGCAUAUGCGUGCACACGAAGAUGCGCACUGCGUGUUCCUACUGAGACGUGCCGGUGCCAUUCCUGUCGCCGUCACCAACGUGCCCGAGAUUAAUAAAUGGCAAGAGACACGAAACAUGGUGUUCGGACAGACAUCAAACCCGUACCAUACUGGGCGUACUGUGGGGGGCUCCAGUGGUGGGGAGGCAGCUCUAGUAGCUGCUAUUGCAUCACCUAUUUCGUUGUGUUCGGACAUCGGCGGGUCGACUCGCAUGCCAGCUUUCUACUGCGGGUUGUUCGGUCUGAAUCCUACAGCCGGUUUCACGAGUCUGAAAGGAUCAGCGCUGCGCUCCGGUAAAGAGCCGACGAUGGCUUCAAUAGGAUUUAUAAGCAAGUAUUGUGAAGACUUGGCACCGCUGACCAAAAUCAUCCUCGAUGAUAAGGCUUCAGAGAUAGAUGUAGAUAGAAAAGUUGAUAUUAAGAACAUUAAAUUCUACUACACAGAAACAGCCAAGGAUAAACGCGUGAGCCCGGUGACCCAGGACCUGAAGAAAGCUAUGUCCAAAGUGGUCCGUCAAUUGACAGAGGAUACCUCACCCGAUAAAGCACCUAAGGCAUAUUAUCACAAUGGCUUCAACCACAUGUAUGCACUGUGGAAGCAUGGGAUGAGCAAAGAGGCGGAGAGCUUCUCCAAGCUCCUCACUAACAACCAGGGCCAGGCCAACGCACUUGUGGAAUUAGUUAAAAAGUUGAUCGGUUUCUCCACCUACACCUUUGCUGCGAUCUUGAAGCUGCUGGAUGACCAGGUGCUGCCCGCCGUGGACAAAGAUUGGGCAGAAAGGACCACGAAAGAAAUGAAGGAUGACCUAAUUAAACUGCUCGGUGACGACGGAGUCCUCCUGUUCCCGAGCGCCCCAUCGCCAGCGCCGUACCACUACUCCUUGUACCUGAGACCAUUCAACUUCUCUUAUUGGGGAAUCUUCAACGCACUCAAAUUCCCUGCAGUACAGGUGCCAUUAGGUCUGAAUAGUGAAGGCAUCCCGCUGGGACUGCAAGUGGUGGCUGCUCCGAAGCAGGAAGCCCUGUGUCUCUCCGUUGCUCAAUAUUUGGAGAAACAAUUUGGAAGCUACGUCCCGCCCUGCAAAAUUCUACAUUAA
Molecule: messenger RNA, 1662 nt
Organism: Parnassius mnemosyne (clouded apollo)
Lineage: Eukaryota; Metazoa; Arthropoda; Insecta; Lepidoptera; Papilionidae
Source: the annotation of a GenBank genome assembly